Molecule: messenger RNA, 1539 nt
Organism: Volvox carteri f. nagariensis
Lineage: Eukaryota; Viridiplantae; Chlorophyta; Chlorophyceae; Chlamydomonadales; Volvocaceae
Exons: 4
Coding region: 1-1539 (512 amino acids)
Source: RefSeq, a predicted model, not a curated record
AUGGCGCCCUUUUGUUUUCCUGGUGCUGAUGCACUGGGCGAUGCGAUGAAAAAGUGUCCCUUCUUACACAACAUUGCUCAGACUCAUGGCACAGAGUAUGCCACUAGCCUUGCUUGCAAGUCGACCUGCCCCAGUGGGCAUGGUAGCGCGCACCGUCCCGUGCUCACAGAGGAUGACGAUGGUAGUGACUUUACUAGGACGUUAGCGCUCUUUCACGGGCAGAAUGGCGUUCUUCCUUUGCCCCAUCUUUCUGUGGCGGAGCAAAAAGUUCUGUACCCUAUGGAGCAGCCUAUUGCGCCUGCUGAGCCUGAGAGGCCUCGGUGCCCUUUCUCGGCUGGGGUGCCCACUAGCGACACUUCCAGUUUCGACGCUCCUCUUUUUGCGGCUGCUCCUUUUGCCUCGAUGUCUAUGUCCUGGGGCAGCAAUUGGUUCAAUAUUCAUCACCUGUUUCAGAAGCACCUAAAUCAACAUCGGGCCCAGCAGCGCAAGCCACCUCAACAGCCGCAGCAGCCCAGAGGAAACCAGUACGGAGGGCUUUCAGGUCCCGGGCUGGGAGGCCCGGGUUCAGCCAGCGCGCACGGCGCCGGCACGACAGGUGGAGGCAAGUGCCCAUUGCGAAGAGCUCUGGGCCCUUUAGCCGGCGUUGUCUUCAACAAGCAUGGCCAUUUAUCCUGCCCGGAGCCGAUUGUCAAGAUGCGUGCUGCGCUAGCAGCAACGCGCCCCGUCCGCGAGCUUCGGCCGCAGGCGCUUCCCAUCAAGCUCCUGGCAGUCGCUAUGACUACCGCUGUGCUCAAUGUGCCUUGCGGCAUGUGGAGGGAGCACACGGAGAAGUUUUCAUCACAAUGGUUCAUUGCGGUUCACGCGACCAUUCCCUUCAUUGCAAUGCUGCGGAAGGCGGUCAUUAUGCCAAAGUACGCCAUCCUCUUCACCAUCUGCUCGGCCAUAGCGGGGCAGGCCAUGGGCGCUAGGCUUGAGCGCCGGCGGCUGCUGGCGGCAGCCAAGGAUGAGCUGGGCGGCCUGGCUAAGGCAUCGGUGGCCGUCUCAUCCACUCACAGCCGUUCCGCUGCCCCCGUCAGCCGCCACCAAGCGCCGCUUCCUGUGGCGUCCUUGCUCAUGUCUGCUCAGCCGUUGGACCGAUCCGUCAUGAUGCCGUUGGUGGCGUCGGCGUCGGCGGCAUCCGUGACCCACGGGUCGUCGUCGGCGCUCUGGAGAACGGCGCAGGACGGCAGCGCAGGCGAUGACUAUCCGGAGGGCUUUGGCGCGGAGGGCUCACCGUGUGGGACGAAGCCUCUGGCGGUGGCGGGGUGCGCGGAUUCGCCGCAGUGGGUUGCGCAGCAGCAGCAGCAGCAGCAGCAGGUGGGACAGGUGCAGUUUCGGGUCAGCAGGAGGAUUGGCAGGAGACCUGAGCAGCAGGCCGUGAGGGGCGGCGGCGGCGGUUCGGCGAUGGGCAACGGCGGCGCACAACGGUUGCUGUUGGAGCAUGAUCCUUUGGUAGCCCCUGUAGCUGUGAUGGCCAUGGUGCCUGAGGUCCAGUGCUAG